Messenger RNA from Rhopalosiphum maidis (corn leaf aphid), 1681 nucleotides. RefSeq names its product A-kinase anchor protein 10, mitochondrial (gene pkaap). The record is from RefSeq and is a predicted model, not a curated record. NCBI's taxonomy places the organism in Eukaryota, Metazoa, Arthropoda, Insecta, Hemiptera, Aphididae. Gene Ontology annotation, biological process: intracellular protein localization. The coding region runs from base 248 to 1564 and encodes 438 amino acids. Gene Ontology annotation, molecular function: protein kinase A binding. The transcript has 8 exons. Gene Ontology annotation, cellular component: plasma membrane.
UAACAACAUCGUACAACGAGACAGACCAUAAUUUUGAAAAGUAAAAAUUAAAAAUUAAUAAUUGCAUUUUAACUUUAAAAUAACAUUAUACGUUUAACAUACAUAAUAUAGCAAUGAUGUAAAUGUACUAGAUAUAUUGAAAUCGAAUUAAAAUGGCUUAAUUUCUUUGUUUGUGGUCAUAAAUAAUCCUAUGCCUUAUAACCAUUUGAAUUAAUUGAAGCCAAACAAACUUAACUAAUAUGAUACGAUGCUCAAUUUUUGGAAAACAAUUCAAUCUAAAAAAAACCCAACAUCAUCGGCUAAUAUCAAUAACACUGGGCUAAACAUUAGCAGUGAUGGACUACUACCUCUCAAAGAUUUUGAAUAUGGCGAGAGUGAUCUCUAUGCUCUGGAAAAAUGUAGAUUGUCAUUAAAUUUUGGUGAAGCAUUAGUGUUGGAAAAUAGUGCACUUUUGUCCAUGUUUAGACAAUUUUUAGAUCACAGAAAUUCAUUAUCACUUUACCAUUUAUACAUGGCAUUAUUGGGUCGCACAGAUAUUGAAGAUGAGUUAUUACGUACAAAUUUAUUGAGAAAUAUCUCAGUUCAUCGGAUUAAUUUUCCUGAUUUAUUAAUAGCUAAAAUUAAUAAUCAUAGUAAACACAUAGAUAUUGGUGAUUUAAAAGAAGUUACAGAUAAGGUUUAUGCAAUAUUACAAGAGUAUUGGAAUAGUUUUGUUCAGACUGAUAUGUUUUGUAAAUACCAAGUAGAUGUCUUAACAGGUGGACAAGUUACUCUUGGUGAUAUACUGCUCUGUGAUGGACUUCUUUCUUAUUUCAUGGAGUUCCUUGACAGUGAAGGCUGUAGAUCAAUUGUUGAAUUCUGGUUAGCGGCUACAAAUUUUAAAAGUUGUGUUGAACAAUUAAAAAGUACUUCAGUUAACUAUGAGCAAGCACAAAGUGAUGCUAUUUGUAUUUAUGAAAAGUAUCUUUCUCUUCAGGCAACAUGUUCACUUGGCUUCACUGAUCAAGUUAGAAUUACUGUCGAAGAAUCUAUAUGUCCAGCUGACAUACAAGGCCAAACUGUUACAACAAUAAGCCAGUGUUUUAGAUCUGCCGUUUUAGUAGUCCUAGCAUUUUUACGUCAUAGAUGUUUAAUGCCCUUCCUAUCAUCUCAACAUUAUGUACGUUAUUUGUCCGAAUUAAUAAAAGCUGGAAAUUCCUAUCAAUCUCUUUCCCAAGACAACGAAUCAUCUAGCUCGUCAGUUUCUGAGUAUAGUACUAAUUCAAAACGAUCAAUGUCUUCCCUUUUACCAUAUUCAGCCAGUACAGAUUCGUUAUGGAGAAAAAGACAGCAAAGUGGUUUAAGUUUUGGCCGAGUCGAUGAAUAUGGUCGUUUUGAAAGGAAUAUAGAACCAGAUCCAGAUAAAAACAAAGAAUCUGGUAUUAGAAGAAUGAUGAAAAAAUUUGUGAAUAAAGAGGGUGUAAAAAUGCAGGAAGAUAUGGCAUGGCAAGUAGCUGAAAUGAUAAUAAAAGAUGUAACAAGUGUGACAAUGGCAAAUAAUGAUGAAGAUUUUGGUGCAGAAUAAAAUGCUGUAAAAAAAAACUAUGUAAUAAUUUAUAAUAUAUAUUUUAAAAUAACAAAAAAAUAUUAAUUUAUUAAUAACAUAUGUAAAGAAAAGACAGGUAAUUAAUUGUGAGUGAAA